UCGCUCACUGAUUCACUCUAUCGGCGUGUUUGAGGGGACGGGUAGUUGGAGUAAGGAGUCGCCGGGCGGUAGUGCAUCACUAACGCUUUUUUUUGGAGAGAAACGCCACUGAAAAUUGCACCACAGACUGAAGAAACGACCCCCGGUGACGACUUCUGUGAAAUUAUUCAACGUAACGACUGCGCCACUGGCAUAACCAACAAACGCAGCCAAGCUAUCAAUCUGCUAGCCAGUUAGCAUCCCUGAAAACUGACGGGAUCAAGGUGUUGAAAGCUAGCCUCCCAGCUAAUUAUCCAUCAGCUAGCAUCUCUCUGUCGUAGCAUCAUUAGCUCGCUUUACCUCCUCGCGCACGUCGAGACUUCACCAUUACCAGUGGCGGUGCCUUUCUGUUGGUGAGCACCAAACCCCACGUUGAGACAAAAACAGACAACGGAUCUACCCAACUGGCGGCUGCUGGAGACAGCGUCUGCGUUGCAUUAGUUGACACCAUCACACCCAUCUCCCCAACCCCUUCACCUCUGCCCCUCUCCCUCCACCCGAAACACUGGAAAUCCACAAGCGGCCGGAUAGCGGCGACGGGCCGGCGAAGCUGGGGGUGGUAACGUUACCGGACUCACAGGGAGUCGUAGCGGCUACAGACAAGCUCAGCCGUGGGGAUCUACCGACAAGUAUGGACGGACUGGCCGUGGAAGUUCGCGGCUCGAAUGGGGCCUUCUACAAGGGUUACAUCAAAGAUGUCCACGAUGACUCACUCACAAUUGUAUUUGAAAACAACUGGCAGCCAGAGAGACAGUUGCCCUUCAGCGAUGUACGGUUGCCUCCUCCAGCUGACUACCACAAGGAAAUUGGUGAAGGGGAGGAGGUGGAGGUUUACUCUAGGGCCAAUGAACAGGAGCCAUGUGGCUGGUGGCUGGCCCGGGUCAGAAUGAUGAAGGGAGAGUUCUAUGUGAUUGAAUACGCAGCGUGUGACGCUACAUACAACGAGAUUGUCACAUCAGAGCGCAUCAGGCCACUCAAUCCCAACAGCCCUUCCUCUCGAAACUCCUUCCACAAGGUCCCAAUCCCUGUACCAGAAGACCUGAGGGAUAUCUGUGCAAAUGACAAUAUUCACAAAGACUUCAGGAAAGCUAUCGGAGCCAACUGCAUCUUCUAUAGUGCCCAAACACAAGAACUCAUUGUACUGUCAACAAACGAAACCACAGUAAAGCGUGCUGCUCUUCUGAGCGACAUGCAUUUCCGCAGCAUCCGUACCAAGCUUAUGUUAAUGUCCCGAAAUGAAGAAGCCACUAAACACUUGGAGACAAGUAAGCAGUUAGCGUCAGCAUACCAGGAGGAGGUGAGGGUCAGGGAGGACUUGAUGGGCCUCGCCAUCGGCUCCCAUGGUGCCAACAUUCAACAGGCAAGGAAGGUGCCUGGUGUCACAGCUAUUGAACUAGAGGAGGAAAGUUGCACUUUCAGGAUCUACGGAGAGACCCCAGAGGCAGUGAAACAGGCGAGAGAGUACCUUGAGUUCAAAGAAGACUACUUUCAGGUACCCAGGAACCUUGUAGGCAAAGUCAUCGGCAAGAACGGCAAAGUCAUCCAAGAGAUUGUGGACAAGUCGGGUGUGGUUCGUGUCAGGAUUGAGGGAGACAACGACAAAAAACUUCCCCGGGAGGAGGUAGGCAGGCAGGGGGCUGGCAGAGACGACACUGCCAGCAGCAAAGAGGGCAUGGUUCCCUUCGUGUUUGUGGGAACCAAAGAGAACAUUAGCAAUGCUCAGGCUCUGCUGGAGUACCACGUGUCCUAUCUCCAGGAAGUGGAGCAGCUGCGCCUAGAGCGUCUCCAGAUUGACGAACAGCUUCGCCAGAUUGGAGUGGGAUACCGUGCACCUACUAACCGAAGUGGAGGCCCAGGUGGUGACCGGGAGAAAGGCUAUUUGACAGACGAAAGCAGCAACUCACUCCACACCUCUCGCACCUAUGGAGGCCGAGGCAGAGGACGCAGGGCCUCCAACAGCCAGUACUCUGGAUAUGGCACAAACUCUGAACUGUCUAAUGCUUCUGAGUCGGAAGAUGUUAAUGAACGAGACCAGCGGCCACGUGGCAUAGGUGGAGAAGACAGAGGCUCCAGGCGGGGCGGCAGGGGCCGGGGCUCCAACUCCGGACGAGGCCGUGGAGGCCCAGGGUCCAAGCCCUCCAACUCAAUCAGCUCAGUGCUGAGGGACCCAGACAGUAAUCCGUACUCCCUGCUGGAAGGUGAGGGAGAGCUUGCUGACACAGAUAUGAAUGAAGGCAUGGGUGGAGACCGCCGCAGACGCUCUAGACGCCGCCGCAAUGACCAGGAGCCAAGUGUGAUGGACGCCGCUGCUGAGUCGGACAGCCAGGCUGGCCCCAGCGAGAAUGGACUGGAUGAAGAAGCUAGACCUCAACGUCGCAACCGAAGCCGCCGCCGCCGCAACCGUGGCAACCGCCCAGAGGGUGGUUCAGCCAGCCGUGACAGACAGCCAGGUGAGAGUGUGACUGUUGCUGACUACAUAUCCCGUGCUGAGUCCCAGAGCAGACAGAAUCUGCCUCAGAAGGAAAACCACGCUGGCCUGGAACCCAAGGAAAACGGGACAAGCUCCAAGAAGGAUGAGCGAACGCCCUCCAAGCGUUCCCCCAGCAAAGGCAUGAGCUCGGCCAGCGACACCCUGACCUUGGUCAACGGGGUUUCGUAAAGAUACGGCCCCGCCCCUCGCGAACCCAAGUCUAGAGCAAGACUCCAUGGCAAACUCUGUCCCUGCUUGCAUUAACUUAAACCUUAAACAGAUGAGUGAAAAGUACCUGACAAAAUACCUGAAUUCAUACUAUGAGUGAAAAAGUACAAAAAAACGACAAACGCAUCUACUUAAAACCACACGUUAACGGUGUAUGCUAUCCUAUCUAUCAGUACUUAGUGCUUAUUUAAAAAAACAACUAGCUUGCCAAAAAAGAGCUGGUGGAUAUGACUUGAUUUUUAAAAGAAAUACUGAAACACGAGAAACAGGACAAGACUUUUUUUUGUUUUUGAAACGGUUGUCUUUAUUUGUGUCUUUUUUUGUUAUGUUUAUUUUGUUCAUUGUUUAUCACUGGUUUGGACUUGGCGGUCGCUCUCUCAACCAAAACAGACACGUCUCUUAACAGUGUUAAAUUACAGACAAGAGAGAUGUAAACUGUAGGGAGUGGCGUACGAGCAGACAGUCCAAUAGCUUAUGUGACGCGAUGUUCGCACACUGAACCUGGGAGUGGAGUCGGAUUGGAAUAUUGAUAGACAUUGUGCCUUGAAUUUGAAAAAAAAAAAAAAAAAAAGAUUAAAAAACACAAAUUUCUCCAUUAAGUUUGCUUUUGUUUCCCGAGAGGAAGAAAAGAGGGAGAGGUGUUCUUCCAGGUUUUUGGUUUCGUUUUAUGGAGAGAACAGAUCUGUAAAGGAGUGAUGAUUAAACAGAGAGGAUACAGGAAAGGAGGGAGUGGCUGGCCAAGGUGAGGAAAAAGAGGUCUGGUGCCAAACAUGAAAUUCAAGGCGCUUUGGGGUCAGUGCGUGUAUGUGCGUGCGCGCGUAUGUGUGUGUUUGUGUGUGAGAUUUGGCAACCACAAAACUAAAAUGGGAGGGGUGAGGUGACAACGCAUAACGAAGCGCUGAGACUGUCACAUGGUGAGGCAUCUCUAUUUAUCAACAGGCCUGAGAGGUGGCUGAUGCGUCACUUCCUCCUCUCGCCUGUUAUAGGGUUUUGGAGGGUCCAGGGUACCCGUGGCACCCGCACAGCCUUGUAAACAGGACAGGCUGAAACCAGACAGAAGGCAGACUUGGACUAUAGAUUUAGAGUUAAAGAGAACUAUACCGUGCCUCUUUCUGUGUCGGAGGAGGCAGCGGUGCUAGCUUCCAGCCACACGAGUGUCUUGAUAAACCACUGCAGCGCGCAGCUCCGGAUGCACACGAGGGCGACCACCUUUCUGGGACAGGUGCUGCUAGGUGGGGAGGGCCUGGAGACUGCGGACUGUGAGAAUGGGACAGCUUAAAAUGAGACGAGAGCCAUACGCACAUGACACACAGGCCCACACUUACAGGUACACACACAAGGCAUACACACCAGGUGUGAAAACGCGUGGUCGCCCGUGUGGCACAAAGUAGAGGACUGCAACUUUAAACAAGCGAGGUGGCUGUCUUGUACCUGGCAGUUUGGGUCGACAAAUGGAGUAAGAGAGGGACUCGAAACCUCAGUGGCUCUCUGCUCAUGUUGUUACUGUUGUCUUGGUUACCGCUCUCAAGUUUUUUUUGUUGCUAUUUCCACAUCUUAGAAAAUAUUAAAUAAAAAAUUGAAGUGAAAUCAACCUCUUCUCUGGAGAUGAACUUUGAUUUUUCUGUCUUGUGAGUUUGCAGUCUAUUUUUCUAACUUGCAUGGCAUUAGUUAAUGAGUAGUAGGUGGUGCCUGUCCUGUGCAUGAGGAAAGGGUGUUAUUAAUCUGACUUACAAAGCCAUUGUUCCAUUCACUAGAACUGCUGCUAAUGUACACACUGAAUGUCCAACUAACUUAGAACCUUGACGAGAGAAAAACUUUAUUUGACUAAAAUUUCCCUCCCUUCGCUCAUCUGCCCAGAACAUCCCAGUUUCUAUCGGACACAAGUCAGGAACGGGCCCAUUCCUUCACUCAAAGUAUUAAACUACGGGCAACAUAGUGCAUGACAAACAAGCGUCCACAUGACCAAAGGUUUUGAGAGACAGAUGACUGGGAGUGUGGUUGAAUGAAGAUGACCCAGAUGCUGCUGUUCUACAUUUCUGCUCACCUGUAUGUUGUGUUUUUAAAGUAUGAAAGAGCACUUGAGUAUUUGUACCUUGGUUCAGUUGCAUGUGUGUGAAUGGAGGAUGAAGCCCUGCCUAGUAUGUUUGUGUUUACCUUUAUACCUCAUUGUGUGAGUACUGUAUUCCCUUAUCUAUCUGUAUCCCUCAUGUCCUGUUGAAAGACUACGAGUGUGUGUGUGUUUGUGUGUGUGUGUCUGUGUGGGUGCUGGUUGUACAGUCGACUCCUCACUGUCAGAUUUUGUCUCUGGUUUUCUCACCCAUGUUCUGAUGGCAAUAAAGGACUUUUCAUUGUUUGGUAUA
Messenger RNA from Sphaeramia orbicularis (orbiculate cardinalfish), 5097 nucleotides. It is a transcript of the gene fxr2, whose product is annotated as FMR1 autosomal homolog 2. The coding region runs from base 671 to 2698 and encodes 675 amino acids. NCBI's taxonomy places the organism in Eukaryota, Metazoa, Chordata, Actinopteri, Kurtiformes, Apogonidae. Gene Ontology annotation, molecular function: mRNA 3'-UTR binding; translation regulator activity. The transcript has 17 exons. Gene Ontology annotation, cellular component: cytoplasmic stress granule; neuron projection; nucleus. The record is from RefSeq and is a predicted model, not a curated record. Gene Ontology annotation, biological process: positive regulation of translation; animal organ development; positive regulation of long-term neuronal synaptic plasticity.